Branchiostoma belcheri (Belcher's lancelet) is the source of this 8100-nucleotide messenger RNA. RefSeq lists its product as uncharacterized. Gene Ontology annotation, cellular component: membrane. Gene Ontology annotation, biological process: detection of mechanical stimulus; cell adhesion. Gene Ontology annotation, molecular function: calcium channel activity; protein binding; hyaluronic acid binding. The record is from RefSeq and is a predicted model, not a curated record. NCBI's taxonomy places the organism in Eukaryota, Metazoa, Chordata, Leptocardii, Amphioxiformes, Branchiostomatidae.
AUGUGGUGGUUUUCUACAAUCAUCCUUGUUCUGUCGGUCUCUCUGGGACACUGCCAACAUUUAGGGCGGACGUCACUUCCUUCUACCAACCCUACAUUCGGCUACAUACGGAAGAAAGACCAGGCCUGUACCGGCGGGCUGUUCAACAUCAGCGACCACGGCAGCACGAACCUGGCCACCUGUGCGCACCUCUGCACGGCCUCGGGAUCCUGCGGGGCGUUCGUGCACGUGCCGGGCGACUCCGACAACUCCUGCAGGCUCAAACGGUCCUGCCCGACACCGGCCAACCUCACCGGGGCUGAUCUGUACUUCAAACGGCUUUGCAACGCCACCGCCGGUAACCGCACAGAGGAAGUGUUCACUAUCGUCUGUCCUCCUGGCUGUGCAUCUGUCGCAGUACCAAUCUAUGGUGACGGGACCUACAGCACUAACUCGCCUGUGUGUAAAGCGGCUGUUCAUCACGGGUGGAUCAUGGACGAACUGGGAGGAGCCGUGACCGUUCUGAAGUUCAGCCUUAACAGACCUACUUCUCGCGCAAUUACACACAACGGGGUGAGAUCGCUAGGACAUACCAACACCACUGGGGCGCUGCAGUCUGGAGUACCAGACGUCCACGAAGCGUACUUUGACCUUACCACUGGAUCUCAGGCCGAGGGACAACAUCUUCGGAUAACGUGGCUGACCUGGGACGUCAAGCUUCACUGUCCAUAUGGAUGGCGGGUUUGGGGAGACUCCUGCUACUAUUUCGGAAGGUCCGACGUUUCCUACGAGACAGCGGUUUCAGCUUGUCAUAACAUGGCAGCUCACGUGGUUGAGAUCAACAGCGAAGCUGAGCAAACGAUUCUCGGCGCCAUCACGGCAGCCAGAGACGGUGACAGAUACUGGGUCGGACUGCGGUUCUCUCAGGUGUAUCAAGCCAAUACUGAACCAAGAACAACUGUCCGGACCUUUAUAGAACCACGCAUUUCCGCGAGGUACCUGCGAGUCAUUCCGGUUGCCUGGUUCGGCCGUCCGACACUGACCCUGGGCGUGCUCGGAUGUGAAAGUGCGCUGAUCGCUGCGAGACACCCGGGAACCGUCAUGGGAGUUUUCUCUGAGAACGUCCUGUUGGAUUUCGCCGCCACCCAUCAUCACUGUUCAAAGUACCACUGCAGGAUGGCGUCCUUCAGCGAGCUUCGCGCCGCGUUUCUAGCGGGCAUGAGCAACAUUAGGCUUUCAUGGCAGACCGACCAGAGAGGCAGAUACCUCAUCGAACGCGUCACUAGGGGCUCGGCUUAUUCAAACAGCGGGAUCAUCAGUUGGGGUCGUCUAUCUGCCUCAAGUCGACGUGCAGUCCUAUGUAUGCAGCCCAUGUCAGAAAAAUUGGGAUGUGCCACGCCCCUCGUUGCUAGGCAGCCAUGUGCCUGGGAUGACGUGACGCCUCGCGAGUGCGAGCUCCACGGGUGUUGCUGGGAUCCGUACCCCGGGUACCCGAGCUGCUUCUACAAGUCAGCUGGUACAAACAUCGCACUGGGGAAGAGGACGCAUCAGUCGACAACACGUGACGUGGACGGUCCCUCGUGGCACGGCAAUGACGGCGUCAGAACCACGAGCAGCUGCGACAGCGAGAACGGCGGCACGUGCGUCAAAACAGCGAACGCUUCUAGUCAAGAAUCGCAUCCCUGGUGGUAUGUGGACUUGGACCGACAGUGGUCCAUCGACAGGGUGACUGUGGUCAAACCCGGCUCUGUCGACCUCAACCCCUUCUUCCUCCACAUCGGCGACCAUCGGCACGUGUCGGCGAACCCUCGGUGCGGGCAGAACCACAGCAUCGCCGCCAACAAGUCGGAACUAACCGUCUCGUGCGGAGGCCUGCGGGGUCGAUAUGUGGGGAUCCGCCUGGGAGUGGCGCGACUUCUGCAGUUCAGCGAACUCGAGGUUUACCCUGUCUCCGAUGAAGCAAAUAUCGGAGGAAUAAACGUUGCCGCUCUGUCCCGUGGCGGACGGUGUGUCGGCGCGUCACAGAACGCCGCUACCUGCGGCCGCAUCGUUGACGGUCAGCUGACGCCACGGCCGGGGCAGCUCGGCUGGCUGAGUUCGCAGGGGGUCGGCUCGUGGGUUCAGCUGAAGUUCGAUGGAUACUACUUCAUCAACCGAGCCAAGAUCGCACAGUCUACAUGGAUCACAGGCCAAAUCAGGACAAUCAGGUUGACGUUCAAUGACGGGUCCUAUGUAGACGUCGAACUCAGGCAGCGUGAGGGAAGUGACCAGUACGACGUGACGCAAGUUUACUACGACGAGUUCGUCUUCAACACGACCAAAACAGACUCCGUGAAGAUGACUGUCCUCAGCAUGUAUACAGCUGCCUCCACCAGCGGCUUCAUUGAGGCACAAUUCAUCACGGCCUUUCCUGAAGCUUAUUUCCUCUUCGAAUGGACUCCACGAAUGACGUGCUCGUGUAUGUAUGGGGACGGCGUUACAAGUGUACCACAGAUUGGCCCCUGUUUGGCGCAACGUCCUCGGAAUCAUUGGCUGCACACCGCAGAAGGAACUCUUCGGAACGGAGAAACGUCACAGUGCCUUGAACUUCUUUCCAACGACGCGGUUGCCAUAGCUACCUGCUCACCAAUCAGAGAGUCUAUACUGUUUGACGUCAUCGAUGACGCGCUGAGCUGGAGGGUGUUGGGAAGAGAAGUUUGCUUUGAUAACAGGGAUGGCGUGGUGGAACUGGUGAACUGCUCCGAUGGCCGGAACGUCCUGAGGAAACUGCCGCUUCACGAGGUGACUGAGCUGGUGACGAUGUCCACUCCGUGUGACGCCAGAGAAGACCCGAACACAGAGGUAACCAGGAUGUUGGUAGAAGAAGUUGAGCCCGGUACACUGUUGGCUCGUUGGAACGUAUCAGAGAUGCCAGAGUACCCCUGUGAAUUAAGCUCUGUGUUUGUUGCACAGACAAAUCUUAGGGACGGUUUGACAACCAGUUGGAAUGUUUCAUGGGCCACAGAAAUGUUCAACUUCACCGAUAUUGAAUUGGAAGUCUCAUACCUGCUGGAGAUAUACCUCAUGACGCCACGAAGCCACAUCUACCUAUCUUACUCACGGACCAUAAUGUUACAAGGAAAGGACGAGAUUCACAACUUGACGGUCUCGCUGGUGACAGAGGAAGGGUUUUACCUCACCUGGAACGUCACGUCGUCUUUAGUGAUCGGGUAUCGAGUGACAUUUCAUCGGAUGGACAGCCAGGAAAUCGACCAGUUGUACGUGCAUCGCCCGGAAGUGCAUUUACGAGGGCUGCUGCCAGGGGUCGAAUACAACGUGACCAUAACAGCCAUUACUGCAGAAUUUGUGGGUAACGCCGCUAGUCUCCAGCAAUACACUCUGUCUGACCCUCCACUUGAUUUCCACGUGGUAGCCGUGACGGACCGUUCAGCUACCCUGAUGUGGGCGGCACCAGGCGGCGAGGUUGCCGCGUACGUGCUGGAGCUCAUACCGGCCGAUGCUCCAUCGGAAGCUGUAAACAUUUCCCUAAGCAACAAUCUAACAACCACAGAUGUAACAGGGCUGAUCCCUCUUCAACCUUAUGUCGCCAAGCUCUAUGCCGUCGGUCCGGCUGGCGUUAGUGACGUCACUAUGUCGUUAUCCACACGGGCACGGCAUACUACAGAGAGCUCCAUACCGGAUACGGAGUCCAUGGGCGACCUGCAAGGUACGGUCAACCAGGAAAGCGAUACCGAUGUGGAGGUGCUAAGUGACGACGGGUUUGGAGGCUUUGUACCACGAUCGCCGGAAAGCGAAAGAUACGAGUCGUGGGGAAGCGAAAACCCCGAGCAAGAGUCUGGCGUCAGCAGCAGUUCCGGUGACGAGGGCGACGAUCCUUCCGACGGACUGGGCACUGACGACGAGCAUACACUACAGGCUGAUUUCCCGCCGCUGAUGGUCGAGGGUCUCGCCAUCCCAGCCAUUGAUGCCGUGGAUGUCACUGACAUCGCGUCAGCGGAUCCUGUGGCGCUCGUAGAAGCACUUGCCGUAGUGAGGCAACCGGCAAGCAUCAACAUGGCCACAGGUUCGGUGCAAGAGACCUGCAGACAAGCCUUGGAUACACUGAAGAUUGCAUCAGAGCGUCUGCAGACCGCAAACCUUAUGUACCUCACUGUUCUGGACAACCUGAACGACGUACUUGGGAGAAAAGUGACGACGCAAAACAUCACGCGCACCAGUACAGAUAUGUUACGCUCCGUUGGACACCUCUUCCAUGAAGCACUUGGUCAGGCUGACGACGAUCCUACCAGGAAUGAUGACUUCUUGUCACCCGAAGAACGAGCAGAUCAGGAGCGGCAGGAAAAGGAGGAAAGUGACCAAAAGAAACGCGCCGUCGUUGGAGUAGGUCGUGAGGUACUAGACAACAUGGCGGACCGUCUGAGAAGACAGCUGACACCCGGCGGCCCCGGAGUGCGCAUAGACUCCGACAGACUCAGCCUGCAGGUACACAGAAUGCGCGGAAAGGAUCUGGCAGGUCAUCGGCUGAACGGCACACGAGUGAACAUCGCUUUUCCUUCUGCUGAAAAAGUGUUUAAAGGCUUUGUGCCCCGGUUUGUUGACACCAAGGUCAUCAGUUACCAUGACAACCCUUUCACCUGGGGAAACAACUCAAACAUCAUCAACUCUGGCGUGCACGACGUCUCCUUGAUCCCAUCGACCACGUCCAUUGGGGACAUCAAGGACACAGAAGACGACAUCCUGAUCACCAUUGCCACCGACGGAGAUCUCCCUUCCAGCGGACUGCUUCACGGAGUGGAUUCCACGGGAAAUGAGAGCGUGGUGCAGCACGUGUUCAACAUUUCAGACGAAGAUGACGCGUUCAUCGUCCAAGUUACCGCCCUGAAUAGGAGUUCCAGGAUAUCCGUGUUCGGGAGAGGAGGCGGCCUGGCCCACAGUAAAAACUGUGAAGUCUGUUUCCGGUGGCAGGACUGGAAACCGACAUUCUCACGACAUGGCGCACCCGCUCAGUCUGUCGCGUUUUUUGUGUCAGGAAGGAAUCACACAGAAUACACAGUCGGAGUAGAAGUUGCUGGUCUGGAGGAUGUGUACCAAGAUGUAGUCGAAGACGGCGUCUUUGUUGUGGACCCCGCUGACAAGUCAGACGUGAAUGGGACGCAGUUCUACAGCCUGGAGGUUUGGCGUCUGAGCUGCCGUUAUUGGGCGGAGGACGCAGAGAUCUGGCUACCCGACGGGUGUAGAGUCCACCCUACCUCCACCAUCACUGCGACUGUCUGCGCCUGCAACCACAUGACGGCGUUCGGGACUGGCUUCUUCACCGCACCGAACACGAUCGACCUGACCACCGUGUUCGACAAGUUCACGGACAUAGGGAACAACGCAGGGGUCCUCGCUGCCGUUCUGACGACAUUAGCCUUGUACUUAGUCGGGGUCAUGUUUCUAUGGAAGGUCGACAAAGCAGGUGUGAAGAAGUUGAUUGUCCAUGGCCUACCCGACAACCGCUCGACUGACAGGUACUAUUACAAGAUGUCCGUCUACACCAGUUACGCCAGAGGGUCUGGAACAAAGUCCAAUGUGGGGUUUGCAUUGCUUGGGGAUAAGGGGAGUACCGGAGUCAGGGUGUUCAAGCAAAGCCCAGAGACCUUUCAGGCCGGCGGCGUGGACAUCUUCUUGCUGGCUGUUGAAGAAAGUCUGGGCGACCUUCUUCGGCUUCAAAUCUGGCACGACAACCAGGGGGGCAGCGGCAAGGCUUGGAAGUUAGAUAAAGUCAUCGUGCGAGAUCUACAAUCCGGAGAAACAAACAGUUUCCUGUGUGACCAGUGGCUAUCGCUGGACCGCGGGGAUGGUAGAAUCAGCCGGAUUCUUCCAGCUGCAACAGAACAAGAUUUGUCAUCCUUCCAUCUUUUCACUACAAAGGCCGUCGACAGUUUUAAAAAUGAGCACAUCUGGCUCUCCAUCUUGUUCUGUCCCAAUGUCAGCCAUUUCAGUCGGGUCCAACGCCUGUCCUGUGGACUGUGUGUCGUUUACACCACCAUGAUUGCCAACGCCAUGUGGUACAGAACGGAAGACAGCCUGGAGCAGAAUAACGCGGUGAAUCUUGGGAUAGUCUCCUUCACGCUUCACGAGUUAUACGUCAGCACGAUGACGUCAUUGUGCGUCCUUCCCGUAAACGUGCUCCUCGUCCAGCUCUUCAACCGGUGCAGAGAAAAGCAGCAACCGGCCAAGAAUGCCGUGAAUGUCGCAGGGAAGGAAGACAUCAGGACUAUGGUGUUGAAAACGCGGUCUUCCUCCCGGUUUCUUCCCCAUUGGUUUGUGUUCGUGGCUUGGUCGAUCCUAGUCCUCAGCUGUUGCGUAUCGGCGUUCUUUACUAUUCUCUACAGCCUGGAAUGGGGAACUGAGAAGGCAAACGCGUGGCUGAAGACGUUCCUGAUGUCCUUCGUUCAAGAUGUCCUUGUUGUGGAGCCAUGCAAGAUCCUGGCUGUCUCUGCCCUGGUCUCCUAUGUCUGUAAGAAAGUCGCGGUGUUAUCGAUGCGGGAUGACGUCGUCCUACAACACGCUGACGUGGAGGAUUCCAAUCAAUCAGAGAGUCUGUUUGCCUGGGUAUCUCACAGGGCGACCACGAGAGUGACCAAACAACAGUUGCGGCAAGUUCUGCUUAAGCAUGACCAGACGGAGAAAUCACAGAAAGUGCGACAGGAAAGAGAAGACACCAGAAAAAAGGCAGACAGUGUGAUUCAGGAGGUUGCCGGGUUCUUCGUGUUUGUGAUGAUUCUGCUUUUGUUGGUGAAUAGUGGCACAAACGUCUACUCUCACCACGCCUACAACACUAUAGGAGACCUCUUCCAGUCGGAUUUUACCCGGCGGUACACCAGCCUUUACAUGAGUCGGGAAUGCAACAGCGGGAACUCCUUUUCAGACGAGGAAACGCGAGACUUUCUGACCGGAUGGACACCCCUCGCCUCCUCCAAUUCUUCGGAUGAUGUCUCCAAGCCGUCGCCCUGGACGUACCACCUCCCCGGGUCUGGUGACGAGCUCCCCGCGAUGGGAGCCAUUGCCACGUACGGCUCGGGAGGUUACGUUACCGGAGUCGGCAGGAACAAAGCUGCUGCCCUCGCAGUCAUCGCUGACCUGAAGGAAGCCGGCUGGAUUGACCGCUAUACGCGCGCCGUCAUUGUCGAGUUCACGGUGUACAACGCCAAUGUCAACUUCUUCAGCACGAUCUCGUACAUGGUGGAGUUUCUCAACACGGGAGGGGCGGUGCCGUCCCACUCUGUGUGGACCUACCGCUUACAUCGGUUCGUCGGCACGGCUGGAUACAUCCUCAUGGCCCUGCACAUCCUGUAUGUGGUCUGUUUCCUCUACACGCUGUACAGGGAAGUAAAACUGAUGAAGGAACAAGGGAGAAGCUACUGCCUGCAACCGUGGAACCUUCUCGAGAUUGUCAACAUUCUGGUUUGUUUCGGCGCCGUUGCCGUUUUUGCUGUAGACUACAUAACGUCGAGGAAAACUCUGGAUAAGCUUCUCCAUCAUCAUUCAUCAAAAUUCAUCAGCUUCGACCAGGCGGUCUUGUGGAACCAGGCGUUUGUUUGGACGGUGGCCGCCGUCGCCUUCAUCAACAUCUUCAAGUUCCUUCGCCUCCUCCGCUUCAACCCGAUGUUGUCUGUGUUGAUGACGUCAAUGCGGCGCAUGGCGCCAGAGGUUACAGGCUUCGCCGUUUACUUCACCUUCCUGUUUCUCUCAUUUGUGCAGCUGGGACAUUUAGUCUUUGGACUCAAAAUACAGGGAUACUCUACGAUAGCUGCCUCAGGGAAGAGUCUCUUCGUAUGUGCUCUCGGGUAUUUUGAAUUCAAUGAAAUCUUAAGCGCCAGCAGGAUCAUUGGGCCGCUGUUCCUGUACACCUAUCUGUGCAUCGUCUUCAUCGUCAUUAUCAACAUCCUAAUGGCCAUCAUCAACGAUGCACUCGUGGUGAUGAGAGGUUACACGCCGCCUCAGGAACAUCAGGAGAUCCUGCGGGAGCUGUGGAGGAGGCUGUCCAACUUCCUCGGUCUGACAAACUCUGCAAGUCAGGGUAAGACGGCCUCUAGAUGUAACCCACUAGUUCACGAGCAGCUGUGCCGAAAUUAA